Rhizopus microsporus ATCC 52813 is the source of this 1114-nucleotide messenger RNA. RefSeq names its product outer arm dynein light chain 1. Lineage: Eukaryota; Fungi; Mucoromycota; Mucoromycetes; Mucorales; Rhizopodaceae. Bases 6 to 878 code for a protein of 290 amino acids. Gene Ontology annotation, molecular function: protein binding. The record is from RefSeq and is a predicted model, not a curated record. The transcript is spliced from 3 exons.
AAAAAAUGGAAGCAUGUACUCUAGAACCAACGUUUGCAGAAGUAGAAUGGAUAGACACUGACGAAUCCGAAGAUGAGGAUUACUUACCCCCUGCAGACAAAGAAGCUUCCUAUUCUUCAAGUUUAGGAAGCACAAGCACAACUGAUUUCUUUGACCACCUAAAAGAUGAAGUCGAAAUUAAUCCAUUCGAGAAAGUACGUCGAAUUAUUGAUUAUGUAGUAGACAAUGGUAUAGAAAAAGUGGAUUUAGGACAUAUUGGUCUAUCAGAGAUACCGAGAGAAGUAGGAGAGCUGGAAUAUGUGACAGUAUUAUGCAACGAUACGGUGAAGACAGCUUCAUUACAGCUUUAUUUAUACAGAAACCAACUUUCUUGCUUGAACUCACAUCUAUUUCGUCUCAAGAACUUGACUGUUCUCAGUUUACGAAAUAAUCAGUUACAGUCUAUUCCACCUGAUAUUGCCCUACUCGAGAACUUGGUCGAACUCUCUUUGGGUAACAAUCAAUUGAAAUCAUUACCUGCUGAACUAUUACGUCUGCGCAAACUACGAACAUUGUCUUUAUUUCCAAAUCCAUACUUUGAGGACGAUAACCAAUCAAGACAACGUAUAAUGACCAAGAUACCUUCUCUAGUUGAAAUAUCAAGUAGACAAAUCCAGAGUCAAUCAAUUCAACUAUCAAAUAGUAUUAUACCAACAGCGCUCAUCCAACGCUUUCAAACCUUCUCAAAAGUUCAUACCUGUGAACAAUGUACAGUACCUUUUCAUGAACCAAGUGUACUCGAUAUGAUAUGGGUCUCCGUAUUAGGAAACCACAAUGUCCCCUUCAUUCAUCGUUUCUGUUCUAUUUCUUGUUCUCUUAAUUUUACAUGUGUCUUUUAAUACCCCCUCCCCUCUUACUCUCAACUGUAUAUGUUCCUUUUACUUGCAUUGUGAAUAAACAUUUACUAAUCAGCCAAUCAUUGGACGGAUGGAUGAAUCUCUUUUUGUCCUUUUUCUCUUCUCUUGUCGAACUGCGAUUUGUCCGGCUAUUUCAAUAUCAGAUGAACCGCAGCAACCAAUCAAAAUUUAUAAAUAACGAAUGAUGACUUUGUUUUCAAUAUAAUUUGACUUCCUAC